Messenger RNA from Ictalurus furcatus (blue catfish), 3366 nucleotides. Its product is annotated as ADP-ribosylhydrolase ARH1-like. The transcript is spliced from 8 exons. The record is from RefSeq and is a predicted model, not a curated record. NCBI's taxonomy places the organism in Eukaryota, Metazoa, Chordata, Actinopteri, Siluriformes, Ictaluridae. The coding region runs from base 1105 to 2172 and encodes 355 amino acids. Gene Ontology annotation, biological process: protein de-ADP-ribosylation. Gene Ontology annotation, molecular function: magnesium ion binding; ADP-ribosylarginine-[protein] hydrolase activity.
GGUCCUCUGGCUGCAAAACAAGCCCAAAUCUUCACCCCUCCACCACCAUGCUUGACAGUUGGUAUGAGGUGUUUUUGGGGUUACACUGUGUUUGGUUUUCACCACUGUUCAUGGAAUUGUAGAUGGGUGUACUUUAUUCUUCUUUUUUACCGUUUAAUGCUCAGAGAUGUAGAGAAAAACCCAAGAGCUACAACAUUUGACCUCCAUAAGUAAAUUAAAUUUAUGUUCGUGACUGCACAAUCAGAAAAACACGAGUGGCUUUCGCCUUCGGAAGGGUGGCUAGGUAAAGCCAUUUUCUCCAAAAAAAAAGAAAAAGAAAAGAAAAUGGCACACAAUAUCCUUCGGACUGAUCGGACCAAGGUGGAGAUGUUUAGUCAUCGUGUACAGUGCCAUGUUUGGCAAAAACUGAAUCACCACAAACACCUCAUACCACACUCUACAGGGUGUAGAAGCCUACAUACCCUAUGUAGUGCGCUUAUAUAGCUACGUAGGUACUAAAAAACUAAAAAACUGGAAAAAAUAUCUAGGGAUUUUUAGAACCUAUACAAUUAUUACCAUGAAAUCCAUAUAGUGCAUUAUAUACCAAAGUUAAGAUACACACCUGACUGAUUUGACUCUGUAUACUAAUUAGGCCAGUUUGUAGUAAGUUUUAUUACAAUUUGUCAACACCAAGCGUUCUUGGUUACAUUCAAAAUGAGGGACGAAAGUAAAACAUUUAUUUGUUUUGUAGUCAUCCCAGCGUUUCUGUACAAUCCCUGGAUUUUUUCCCCCUCCACACUUGCUCCCAGUGAGGUUCAUUUCAAUGAUCCUUAACUAAUCCUAAAAAUAGCCGACAGCUUUCUCCUCUUCUUACAGCUGCUAUUUUUGAAAAGACCAGUCCCUGAGUGGGGGGAAAACAGCACAAAACCUCAGGAGAUAUUUUUUAUUGUCUGAAACACCUGACUUAUUUUUGAAAAGUUCCGUAAAACGUGACCAAAAAACGCUGAAAAGAAUCGUUCGCUGGAAAAGAACAAGAAGGCCGCAGCGGGAAAAGUUCGGAUCCGCGGUGUCGCCUGCGCGACUGAACCGACCGGCGAGCCACUGAACCCGCAGAGGAAUAUUAGCAUGGCCCGUCCUGCUGCUCUUGAGCACUAUAAAGCCGGCAUGUUGCUGAGCGGAGUUGGAGAUGCUCUGGGUUACAGGAAUCAGCUGUGGGAAUACAACGAGUCCGGCCUAGCCAUCCAUCAGGAACUACAGGAGCUUGGAGGACUAAAGAACAUCACUGUUCAACUUCCUGAUUGGCCGGUCAGUGAUGAUACGGUCCUCCACUUGGCCACCGCUGAAGCUUUAGCCACAGGAAAGGAAGGAGAGGACCUGCUGCAUGAGGUGGCGUCACGUUAUGUGGAGGGUAUGAAAGAUAUGGAGGGGAGGAAACCGGGACCAUCGAGCAUCCUGGGUGUGUCUCAGUUAAAACCAGGUACUGAAGGGGGAUACAGAAUAGCUUACAAUCCAGAAGGGACAGGAUGUGGCGCUGCCAUGAGGUCCAUGUGCAUCGGUUUGAGAUACCCUCAUCCGGAGCAGCUCUCCUCUUUGGUCACCAUCGCCGUGGAGACCGGCAGGAUGACGCACCCUCAUCCAACGGGAUUCCUCGGUGCCGUUGCUUCUGCGCUGUUCACAGCUUACGCCAUUCAGCGCCGUCCAAUCACAACCUGGGGGCUGGGCUUAUUGAAGGAGGCUUGUCCAAUAGCGAAGGAGUUUGUGAGGUUGGCAGGAUACGCCAUUCCUGAGACAGAGAGAGACUGGGGGUACUUCACAGAGAAAUGGGAAUGGUAUCUUGAAUUGAGGGGUUUGUCAUCAGGAACUGGUCCAGUGGUGUUUCCUGACCGGUAUGGACCGGCUGAACGAGACGAGGCAUAUAAGAGCUUCAGCCUCUCUGGAUGGGCUGGACGAAGUGGUCACGACGCACCAAUGAUCGCUCUGGAUUCUCUACUGGGGGCGGGGUCAAACUGGGAGGAGUUAAUGAGCCGUUCAGGUUUCCACGGAGGAGACAGCGACAGCACGGCAGUCAUAGCGUGUUGUUGUUGGGGUCUGAUGUACGGGAUAGUCGGAGUGCCUGAGUGUAACUACACCAACCUGGAGUACAGGGACCGGUUGGAGAACAGUGCUGAGAAACUUUACACACUGUCACACUGAAACCAUCCCAUCGUGUCAUCAUCUCACCAGACGAAACGGCAAAUCGAUCACCUAAAAAGGAAAUCCACUUGCUAUUACUGUGUUUUAUACUUAGUUUUCUUGGUUUUUAUAAAACAAUCUUAACUGCAUCAGGCUGAGGACAGCAAGGAAAAACAGUGUCUUAAUUCAGUGCAGAACGUGUCUGCUAAAUAUUGAUGGAACGUUCCGUGUCAAUUUCAAUAGUCACGUUAAAAUCGUAGGCCAUACUAACUUAAUUACAUAUCGGAUUGGGUGUAACGUAGCACAUGGACAAAAACUCUUUCGCCUGCUAGUUAGCUAACUCUAGCUAGCAAACUACAUGCACUAUCUAUUAUUGGUUAUCUAUUAUAUUAUUGGUACAGUGUACGCCAUAUGUGUAAAAUGCCCACUUGGAUACUUAUGUCAAAAAAGUAAUCAGCUAGCUAAAAUGAUAAGCUGCUAAUAUAUAAAUACACAUAUGUUAUAUGUCAGGUUAUUCUACCUUAGCUAGCUAAAUUUAACGUUAAAAUUAGCAAUAUAUGAUUAUCAGUGAAUGCACAUUGACCACUUUAGUAUCACGUAAAAAAAACUUUUUAAAAAUGAUUUCCAAAAGACAACAGACAACCAUUUAAUAUGUUUUAUUCUUCAGUUAUUUGGAAACUAAACGGUUGGGGGGGUUUGAGAAUUUAUAAACUGAGUAAAGUGAAGUAAACUCUGCAGAGUAGUUGAAUAAAACUGAAAUUUGUCCUAUAUUUUGUGUCUUUUUUUCUUUUUAAACAUUAACAAAGAAGAAUAUUAAUACAAAAUGAGUAUAACUGCUGCCCCCUUUUUUAAAGUCGCGCCUAUAGCCGUUAUUACGGUUAAUCGUGUCACACAGUAAUGGCGACCUCCUGCACGCGCCGGUUGCACGUUAUGUCCCAAACGACGUUAUUCUUCCUACAGAGCACGCGAAACAAGGGUAGGAAACUAAUGGGCUUAUAAGCCCUACGUAGUGUACUAGACGUGCAAUUUUGAGCGUUUUGGGGGGCACCCAUCGAGAAUCGUCGCGAGAAGAAGAUGGUCAGUUUAAAUACACGAAUCUGAGGUAAAUGACAUGUCAGUUGAACUGUGUUAGAGAACUGUAUACAUUGUGUGUGGUGAAACUAGUCAUUAUGUCAGAGUUGCUGAAGUAAAAUGAAUUAAAAAACCACAAAAACA